Messenger RNA from Drosophila takahashii, 2881 nucleotides. RefSeq names its product peptide transporter family 1. Gene Ontology annotation, molecular function: dipeptide transmembrane transporter activity. Gene Ontology annotation, cellular component: plasma membrane. Gene Ontology annotation, biological process: dipeptide import across plasma membrane. Lineage: Eukaryota; Metazoa; Arthropoda; Insecta; Diptera; Drosophilidae. The record is from RefSeq and is a predicted model, not a curated record.
UUCAGUCUGAGGCUGUUGAUCGCCGCUAGCGGACGUGGUCGCUCAACCCUACUCUACUCGAUUCGAUUCGACUCAAAACCGAUUCAGAAACCAAUCCCGAACCGAUUCCAAACCGAUCCCAUCCGAUCCGACGUGCGUUCUAUAUUUUUUUGCAGUUGUUAAAUGUUUUAAUUGACGCGUAACGGAUGUAAAGCGAUCCACGGAUUCCCAACAUGACGGAUAAAGAAAAUGAAAUACAGCCUGCGGCUGAACCAUCGAAUCCCUCGCCAAGAGCUGUGGUUGGAGAAGACUCUACCCCCAGUGCUCCGAUCGUAGAAGACUCUACCCCGAGUCCUGCGCCCGUAGAAGACUUUACCCCCAGUACUGCGAUCGUAGAAGACUCUACCCCCAGUGCUCCGAUCGUAGAAGACUCUACCCCGAUUGCAGACAGUCCACCCGCCGUCGAGAGCAAUGGCAAGGCAUUGGUGGAGGCCAAGAAGUUGCCCGAGAUAUCCGCGGAACCGCUGAAGAAUGGCAAGGAGCCGGAGCAGAAUGGCAAGGAGCUGCAGGAGGCCAGUGACUUCAAGAACGUCUCCGAGGCCGAGGGACAGCAGAAGAAACUGCCCUACCCCAAGUCGGUGUUCUUCAUCAUCAGCAACGAAUUCUGCGAGCGUUUCAACUACUACGGCAUGAGAACUGUUCUGGUCCUCUAUCUGAGUCGAGUUCUGGGCUAUUCCGACGACACCGCCACCGUGGUCUUCCACGUCUUCACCAUGUUCGUGUACUUCCUCUGCGUUUUCGGUGCCAUCAUCUCGGACUCCUGGCUGGGCAAAUUCAAGACGAUCCUGUAUCUAUCCCUGGUGUACAUAUGCGGAUCGGUGCUGCUGACCCUGGGCGCCAUCGGACCCCUCAACCUGCCCAUGGAGACGUUCACGAUGCUGGGCCUGGCGCUAAUUGCCCUCGGAUCGGGCGGCAUUAAGCCCUGCGUAUCGGCAUUCGGCGGCGAUCAGUUCAAGGUGCCGGAGCAGGUGAAGCAGAUCACCUCGUUCUUCUCGCUCUUCUACUUCUCGAUCAAUGCCGGAUCGCUGAUCUCCACCACCGUGACGCCGAUUCUUCGCGAGGACGUCUCCUGCUUCGACGACAUCAACUGCUAUCCCUUGGCCUUUGGAGUGCCCGCCGUGCUGAUGAUCGUAUCGGUGAUCGUCUUCGUUCUGGGACGAUCCCUCUACAAGAUGAAGCCGCCGGCAGGGAAUAUGGUGGUGCUGGUGAGCAGCACCAUCUGGACGGCCAUCACGACCAAGUGCAGGGAGAAGAAGACCAAUCCCCGAGAGCACUGGCUGGACUAUGCCGACUCCAAGUACGACCGCCAGUUGAUCGACGAUGUGAAGGUUCUGAUGAGGGUGCUCUUCCUCUACCUGCCGCUCCCCGUCUUCUGGGCACUUUUCGAUCAGCAGGGCUCCCGCUGGACCUUCCAGGCCACCCGCAUGGACGGCGACAUGGGCUCCUGGGACAUCAAGCCCGACCAGCUGCAGGUGCUCAAUCCGCUGCUCAUCCUGCUCUUCAUCCCCCUGUACGAUGUGGCCUUCUAUCCGCUCCUGAGACUCGUGGGCAUCAGUCGACCGCUGCAGAAGCUCACCAUGGGCGGCAUCCUGGCCGGCAUUGCCUUCAUCAUUUCCGGCGUGGUGGAGCUCAAUCUGGAGAAAACCUAUCCCGACCUGCCCUACAGCCAGAACAUCCAGCUGCGCAUCUUCAAUCCGGAGAACUGUGCCUACACCUUCACCUCGAACCUCGAGGGCGUGGAGAGCGUGACGGUGCCCUCGCUGAAUGCCUAUACGAACAAGGAGCUCUACGUGCCCAGCUCGUUGAACCUGGUGUACUCGCUGACCAGCCAGGAUCCGGCCUGCACCAACAAUGUCGUGGGGGCCACUAAAACGCUGACCGACAAGAAGGCCUGGUCGCUGUUCCUCAACCCCACGAAUAUCAGCACCUCGCACUUCUGGGAGGAGGACUUCGUGGACAAGCCCAGCGAGAGCCAUCCGCUGAUCCGGAACGUGGCCAAUGUACCGCAGACGCAGACGAUCUACUGGCGAAGUGUCUCCAAGCAGGAGACGGCCUUCGAGGAUCUGGCCGCCAAGACGAACCUCACCCGGGUGAAUUCGGCAGAGUACGAGGUCCUGGUGGGCGAGGCGGUUGUGGGGCGAUUCAAUGUCCACACCGGCGGAGUCUACACACUGCUGAUCAGCGACGGGCUCGUGGGCCAGCUGGUGGAGGUGACGGAGCCGAAUUCGAUGAACAUCCUCUGGCUGGUGCCGCAGUACGUGGUCAUGACCCUCGGCGAGGUGAUGUUCUCGGUGACCGGACUGGAGUUCUCCUACGCCCAGGCGCCGCCCAGCAUGAAGAGUGUCCUGCAGGCCUGCUGGCUACUGACUGUGGCCUUUGGCAACGUCAUCGUGGUCAUCAUCGCCGAGGCGGCCCUCUUCGAAUCGCAGGCCAGCGAGUUCUUCUUGUUCGCCGGCCUUAUGUUCGCCGACAUGCUGAUCUUCAUGGUGAUGGCCUACUACUAUGUGCCCAAUGAUCCCAACAAGAAGGAGGAGGAGACCCAGCCGCUGACGGCGGGCGAUGCCACCAAGGCCACCGAGAUCCCGCCCCUCGAGGGGGGAGUGGAGAACAAGGGCAAGGACAUCGACGAGUAGAUCCACUGACCUGAUCUGAUCUGAUCUGAUUCCUCCUGCUCGCUCCUGCGUUGUGUAUUAUAUGUAUUUGUACUUGUAGAUGUGUAGAUGUGAAUCCUUAGUGGCCUCUGUCCAUUUCCAAGCUAAGUGUAAGUGAAGCCCCGCCGGGCGUUGUUGCAUAUGAAAAGACAUCCAUCUAGUUAAUCUAAUAAAAGAAAACUAUUAUUAUA